AUGUACAUUUUAGGUGGCUUGUCUUCCUCUUUCAAGUCUUUUGCUGCUCCGAAUCCUUGUGGGUGGAACAACGGUACCACGUUUGCAGAACAAAGACCUCUUGAUAACUGCAACGUGAAGCCUAUGUUCUCAGCCCCCAAACUUGAACAACUAUCGCUGAUGUCGCAGAGUCCAGGAAUCAUAGCCGAGAAUCCCAAAAUGAUGGUUCCAGAUCCUCCCAAACUUAAAUCCCAGUCAAAUGCUAUUAACAGUGGCAAACACAGCGUUCAUGAAGCUUGCCUGAAUCCUUAUGCAAGCAAAAUGGCAUUUGAAAAACAAAGAUAUCUUCAUAACGGCGACGUGAAACCUACGAUCUCAUCACUUCGGAAAGUUGGAGAAGUAUCGGAUCCAGCAAAGAUAAUCACACAGAGCCCAGCGGUCAUAUCCAAAGGCAAAAGGAUGGUCCCAGAUUCCCCGAAACCUAAAUCCAAAUCAAAUGUUAAUCUUCAUGAUAACACGGAAAAGGUGUCGCAUCCUGAAAUAAUGCGCACACAGAAAGAAGAGUUAGCCACUACUCUAAAGAGGAAUGCCCCUAGUCCCCCCAAAACCAAACCUAAACCAGCCUGGAGGACAAAACGAGGUAAGACAAGAGCCCUUUAAUUUAUGAUAAGACAUCGAGGCAGAAAACAGAAGAAGAAUUUUUUUUCAGGAGUAAGAAAGUUAUUUCCAGUGAUGAGACGGGUCAGCCUUCCUAAUGAAAUGUGGUGGACUAGAAAGAAGGUUUUCACACUGAAUCUUAUGUUUCGUAUUGGAGAGCGCAAUAUAUGUUAGGUUCUAGGCGCGUAUAUUUUGCCUUCCUUUGUUAUUCGAGAUCAAGCAAUAAAUUGUGCUUCAAGUGUAAGUAUCAAGUUAUACCGAAAGAAAUUUACAACAGCAUAAGAUGCAUGACGAGUUUAACUUCCCUGGAGCCGCUUCCGACAACCCACGAGCCCAUACAAUAAUACAUCUGCCACCAUAGUUAUAUGUUCUUGGCAACAUCGCCAAUAAGGGUCCCACAAGCUUACACCUAACAUUAGUCCUAUGAAGAGUUGUACUAUCAUUUCUUUCUUUUUCUUUUUUACUUUUUUUUUGGGUGUUGUUGAAAAGGAUAUAUUCGGCUUUUAGAUGUUUAACUUUUUUUAUUCCAUAGUGCAAAACGAGGUAUAUAAGCAAAAAAAGACACAAAACAGCGAAGAAGAUGAACGGCACUCCAGUGAAAGAACAGUAUCUGAUGCCUCCUCUAAUGCCAGCGUGAAUACUCAAGAAUUAGAGGAGAAGAUCAAAAAGCUUAAGGAGGAAUUCCCUCGUUCGCCGAGAGUCCUCAUUAAGAAGACUCUUUGUAGUGAUGACGUUCAGUGUGAUCUUGUGAAAGCCAAAAGACGGCUACAGGAAUUUUCACAAAUGGACGAUCCAUCUCUCAAGAGUCCUGUGGCAACUGAGUUCAUCUCAGAGAACUCAAACAGAGAUCCGCAGAUGAACAAAGGGAAACCUCAUUCAGGUUUGUAAAUAAUGAAAAAAGUUGCUAUGUAAGUACUGGAGACCAUAUUUUUUAGAUUUAUCGCCCUUAAUGUUUCUGUUCAUUUCCUUAUGAAAAGGACUCUAGCGGAAUUGCACUCCUUCGUCAUUCGGAAAUGUUGCAAUUCGAAUGGAAACAUUUGAUUGACGUCCACGACAACUCAGGUUCCAACCAACCUAGAAAAAAACCUAUCAAGGGAGUGUGUUAUUGGAAACCGCUGUACGUUCUACAAGUAUAUUCCGCCUUUCCUUGUUAGUCGAUAUCUAGGAAUAAAAAAGUAGCACGGGUAGUAUAAAGUUAUCCUGAAGAAAAUCUAAAACAACAUAAGAUAACGACUCGGUCGAACUCUGGAUUUAAGUUGCCAGGAGUUGUGUCCAACGAACCCAUGUAAAGAAGCUCGGAUAUUAUUCAUUAUUUUUAGUUAGAAUAGUUCAGCUCGCCCGAACAAUAUUUUGCUAGUAGCGACCAAAGGACAAUGUGCACAGAUUAUCUUGAAGUUGGUCUUCUGGGAAGAGGUGCAUGUGUUGUUGUUGAGAAGGAUGUUAUGUGUUUUAAUCUUUGUAUUUUUAUCGUAUUCCGGGCUCCUAGAUGGCUAACUUUUUUUAUUCCAUAGUGCAAAACGAGGUAUAUAGGCAAAAAAAGACACAAAACAGCGGAGAAGAUGAACAGCACUCCAUUGAAAGAACAGUAACUGAGGCCUCCUCUAAUGCCAGCAUGAAUUCUCAAGAAUUAGAGGAUAAGAUCAGAAAGCUCCAGGAGGAAUUCCCUCGUUCACCGAGAGUCCUCAUUAAGAAGACUCUUUGUAGUGAUGGCGUUCAGUGUGAUCUUGUGAAGGCCAAAAAACGGUUACAGGAAUUUUCACAAAUAGACGAUCCAUCCCUCAAGAGUCCUGUGGCAACUGGGUUCGUCUCAGACAACUCAUACCGAGAUCCACAGAUGGGCAAAGGGAAACCUCAUUCAGGUUUGUAAAUAAUGAACAUAGAACAUAUUUUCAAGAUUUCUCUCCCCUACAAGUUUCUUUCCAUUACCUUAAGCAGAUUCGAGACGUAAUCCAGUCUUGAGUCUCUAUCCAAGGCAGUGAUGAUUGGAGAAGGCGGUAACUUAGCCGACAUUUUCAGAAUUUUGCUCUCUUUAAUUUUCUUCGGCAGCUUUUACACUUCUUAAUAUUUCAAAUCUGUUACUCCGAGAUCAUGUUAUGGCAUAUAUAUUAUUUGUCACUUUAACUUGAAUUGUAAAUCUCCUGAACAAAUUCUGUGGAGUUACGAUAAUUCAAUUGAAACGCCCCUUUGGCAGAAAUUUUACAUGGUACCAUUUGUUUCAUAUCUAUAGGAUUUUGCAACAAGAAUAUCAUUCUUCUUUUGUGAACUUUGUCUUUAGCCACUGAAAGACGCGAAAUGAUUAACUAAGUAUAUACAUGUAUAUUGUGUUUAGCAUUUACCAAAUCAGUGAAUCAAUUAAGUGAUUGGCUCCCGUAACUCGAAGUAUACUUGGCUGUUCACCAUUUUGGAACCCAAAUCAAUUUGGUGGGUCGUUUCGCGACAGUUUCAGAUGAUGACAUUUUAGCUAUUAAUGAAGCACUUGUACCAAAAGAAGAAAAAAAUUUAAUUCUUAAAUAUGUUAAAUAGCCAAAUUCACGGUAUUUUCGACGUCUGCACUUAAAAAUUCUUUUCCUUUACAUUAUCUGCAAUUUUUUAGCUUCCGAGCAGAAUAAAAUCUUAGAAUCCUGAGGAGUUUCUGAACAUGUUCAUCGGUACAAUGUUUUGUUUUUGUAUUGCUUUGUUUGUUAAUUCAGUCAGUCCGUUGAAAUUGACACAAAUGUGACAGUACGUGUGACGUGUGAAAAGAGAAGAUGUCUAUCUUCCGUACCGGAUGCUGGACUUCAAGGAAGUUUAAAUGCAGGCACACUGGGAGUGCUUGGUACUGCCUCACAGAUCAAAUGACUGCACUGUGCACUUUUUUUUGCUGGCUCGAGGCCGGGUAAAUGCUUCAUUUUCGAGCCAUAUAGAUAAUAAUAGUGACUGCUGGGACCUGUGUAAAUUCUGAGUUGUGUACAUUUGUAUAUAGUUUUAGGUUUUAGGUAAGGUCAUUAAUUUAAAAAAUCAUGCCAGUGAUGGGUGCCAGUACUUAGGAAAGUGUCCCCAAUUUGCUGACUGUUAAGCUAAAUAUAUUGCAACGAAAAUGACGUUGUUAUUAUAAUUAUUGUUAUUAUCACUGUUUUCUCCGACGAAUGCUCCACGUUCUUAGACAUGAUGAAUGACAUUGGCAUUGACAAAAAGCAGCAACUUUAUAUAAUCAAGAAAUUAAAUGAUGAACAUAGCCAUUAGCGCAACAUAUUACAUCUUUUGGUGUAGAAAUAGGAAUUGGAAUAGCCCAGACUUAUGCAAUUUUGAUUUUCUUUUCUUCUUCGUCUUUCUUUUUUCGAAUAAUUCAAUCUCAAGCAGCAUUUGUAAAUUGCUUAUACGUAGCGAGAUUUACAAUUGUACAUUCAAAAACACAAAUAAAGCUUCCAUUAUUAUUAUUGAUAUUAUUAUUAUUAUUAUUAUUAUUAUUAUUAUUAUAUAGAGCUAGUGUUUAUUGAAGCAAAGUGUUUUUUUAUAGCAUUGCAAAGGAAGUAUCGGGAACAGAAAUAUCAGGAAAGCGACGAAAACUCUAAAGAAGAAGAUUAUAAUGAAGGUUAUGGCAGUGAUUAUGAAGUAGAGUGUGGCGGUGAUUGGCAAGAUAAUGAUUGUGCCGACAAUGUGAGAAAUUGGGAUGAUGACGAUGAAAAUGAUUAUGACUAUGAUUAUGAAGAAGAUUAUAACGUUAGUUCUGAUGAAUAUGACGUCGACGAUGUUCUAGAGGAUGGUUACUAUGAUUAUGAAGAAGAUUGCGAAGAAGUUUGUUGUAAUAUUCCAGUGGUUUCACAACCAUACGACAAACUAGGUAACCUCCUUCAUGGUCAAACUUCUAGGGGAAGAAGAGUGGAUUCUAAACUGAUGCUGUUCUCGAACCAAGGUUGGUCUCGUCUUCAAAGCACAGGAGGAUAUUGCCCUGUCGAAGACCACUUGCAAUUGAAUGGAGGUAAUUAUUACAAAAAUAGGGAUCUCCAGUGUCAGACAUGACUACGUAAUGGUCUGGGCCCGGUUGUUCGAAGGCUGAUUAGCCCUAACCUGGGGUUAAAUUUAACCCGGGUUUCUUUUUCUUGUGUUCAAAAGCAUUUUCUCGGAUGAUCUCUUCGUUAUUUUUAGAGCUUCCAAUCAUUAACCUGUAGACCAAAAGAAUUAAGACUGAACUGCUUUUUAAGCUUUCAAAUCUGAAUUCAAAUCUCGCACUAACCCUGGGUUAUCUUAACCCAGCUUUGAACAACUCGGCCCUGGUGAUAAAUACACCGAGGGUUCAGUUAACCUGCACUGUGGGGAAAAAACGGAGACAAACAUAUUUCAUGUCGUUACUGUAAUUACUACUUUGAUAAUCUCCUACUUCUGAAGUGGAGAGGCAUGUGGCUCGUUUGCCAUCUCUCCAUCAAGAGGCUCUCUUUUUAUUAUUAACCGCCUAGAGUAAUUAAAUUGGGAAAUAAUGACCUUUUUUAACAUUUUGCGCAAAGGGAAUUCACACUCUCCAUUUUCAUCCUAACCUGGAGAGAGGACCAUGGAUCGACCAGGUUCAACUAUGGUUCUAAGAUUAAAAAAUAAAAGAUUAAGAUAACAGAAGAGAAGCAUCAACUAUAUAGAAAUGAAAGAUAGCAAAAAAAAACUUAGACGCGUGCUAAAAUAACGUAACAGAACAACAUGCAGAAAUGUCACAUAUCUGAAUUGCUGAUGACUCUGAUUAAGUCAAUCGGUCCUCAUUUUCAAUCGUAAGAAAGAAGACACACUCCGACCAAAGUAAAUCCAGUUGUACUAAGUAUAAUCUAUACACAAUGCAAGUUUCCACGGCACCCACACAUAAAUUAUUGAUAUGGACCCUUUUUUUUCAGAUAACUUGUCUCCCAGCGGCUGGGCUCCAAUGCCUCUUGACGAAAGGGGAAAUGAAGUUGCUGUUCAUACGGUGAACCUAGCAAGCACUUGUGCUGAGUACCAAGAGGUCGCACAGAGGGUAAGACAGACACUUCCGUCCCAGAAUAUUGUCAGCAUCGCAAGAAUUCAAAAUCCCUUUCUUUACCAGUCUUAUCAACUGCGAAAGCAAAAAAUGAAGAAAGACAAUGGAGGAGAUAACGAACGCCAGCUGUUUCACGGCACAAAUCCAGAUAACGUAACAAAAAUUAACACUCAAGGAUUUGACAGAAGUUUAUCAGGCUCAGCAAAUGGUGAGAAUUCUUAACCUUCACAAAGUGCAAUAGUUACCGUAAAAAAUGUAGAUUGUCCAAUCACAACGUUUUCUGAAAACAAAAGAUUCUCAAGGUUUUUGCAAACGGACAAAUAAAAUUCAAGUAUUCAACGAAAAACUUUAAAACCGUUUGAAAUUAUCUGACCUCUCAGGAAACAACCCUCAGAUUUAUAAAUGUUAUUGGUCCGUUUGCAAAAAAACUAGAGGAUCUUUUGUUUCAAAAAAGCAUUCAACCACAGUAUACUUGUAAUCUCCAGCGGCGGUUGUCUCUAUGGGUUCAGGAUUAACAAUCAGAGAGGACUAAUCCCGACCAAGUGCUCAAUUGGUCAAUUGGGGGUCAGUAUCCAUCUCGUAAGCAAAAACACUGAAGACACCAAAUUGUAGCUACUGGCUAUCUAAACACUGGAGCAGAAUACGUGUUCUGGUGACUCAUGAAUGCCAAGCUUAAAAUUAGUCCAUUUAUUUGUUUUUUAGUGGCCUGAGAAACUCCACCUCGGUUGUAGUCUUGCUCGUCAGUGCUAUGAAUAAUCACGACACUUACAACAGGGAUUGUAAUUGCUAGAUAUGAAGCAAUAAUCGAUGAUAGACGUAUACGUAUGUGGCAAUAAUAUGAAAUAGACGCAAAGGAGACCAAGCUCAUCAUACAGUCCAUAUGAACUCAAUGAUAAUUUCCUAGCCAACACUCGGAAAACCUUUUCUCUCAACCCUUAAAAUCUAAGAAACUACUUUUAUUUUAGCCUUUACAAUACAGCUGAAUGCGAGUCUUUUUAGGAGAGCUUUUAGUGCUGCAGAGCACAUGAAUCACUCUAUUAACUCAUUAAUUACGUCAUGAACACUUUUAUAGGAGCUAUUUUUGGCACUGGAGUCUACUUUGCCAGAGAUGCCUCAUAUUCAAGGUGCUAUACUUCAAAUACCAUUGGUGCCAUGUACCUCGCCCGUGUCUUGGUGGGACAGUAUUGCAAAGGCGAUUCAAGCAAGAAAAAACCUCCACCAAUAAACCCAAGUCGACCAGAGAUUCUGUUCGACUCUAUGGUGAACGACAUACAGGAUCCUUCAAUUUUUGUUGUAUAUUACGACAAUCAAUGCUACCCAGAAUAUCUUAUUAGAUUUUAA
Messenger RNA from Porites lobata, 6952 nucleotides. Lineage: Eukaryota; Metazoa; Cnidaria; Anthozoa; Scleractinia; Poritidae. The record is from the annotation of a GenBank genome assembly.